This is a messenger RNA of Lytechinus pictus (painted urchin), 1275 nucleotides long. RefSeq names its product foot protein 1 variant 1-like. The transcript is spliced from 3 exons. NCBI's taxonomy places the organism in Eukaryota, Metazoa, Echinodermata, Echinoidea, Temnopleuroida, Toxopneustidae. Bases 109 to 1230 code for a protein of 373 amino acids. The record is from RefSeq and is a predicted model, not a curated record.
CUGCGAUAGUGCUGCGUUAUACUGUCUGUGUAGAGUCUGCAACCUCUGAGCUUCUUCGUCCCCUCUUGAAGUCGGAAGAUUUGGCCCCGAUCACACCGAUACCCAGCCAUGAAGACCAGCGCAGUUUUCAUCUUGUGCCUCGUGGUUGCAAUCGCCCUGCAUUUCAAUCAAGUGGCAUCUCACAAUUCUGAGGAAUUAGGAAGUCAUUCGCAUAGUGAUUCACAUGAAAUUUGGCACGGGGGAGUGGCUGCUUGGUCAACAUGGUCUCCAGCGCACGGGGGCGAUGCUGCUUGGUCAACAUGGUCUCCAGCGAACGAGGGCGAGGCUCCUUGGGCAACAUGGUCUUCGUGGUCUCCAGCGAACGGGGGCGAGGCUUCUUGGUCAACAUGGUCUCCAGCGCACGGGGGCGAUGCUGCUUGGUCAACAUGGUCUCCAGCGAACGAGGGCGAGGCUCAUUGUGCAACAUGGUCUUCGUGGUCUCCAGCGAACGGGGGCGAGGCUUCUAGGUCAACAUGGUCUCCAGCGCACGGGGGCGAGGCUUCUUGGUCAACAUGGUCUUCGUGGUCUCCAGCGCACGUAGGCGAUGAUGCUUGGUCAACAUGGUCUCCAGCGAACGAGGGCGAGGCUCCUUGUGCAACAUGGUCUUCGUGGUCUCCAGCGAACGGGGGCGAGGCUUCUUGGUCAACAUGGUCUCCAGCGCACGGGGACAAGGCUUCUUGGUCAACAUGGUCUCCAGCGAACGGGGGCGAUGCUGCUUGGUCAACAUGGUCUUCAUGGUCUCCAUCGCACGGGGGCAAGGCUUCUUGGUCAACAUGGUCUCCAGCGCACGGAGACAAGGCUUCUUGGUCAACAUGGUAUCCAGCGAACGGGGGCGAUGCUGCUUGGUCAACAUGGUCUUCAUGGUCUCCAUUGCACGGGGGCAAGGCUUCUUGGUCAACAUGGUCUCCAGCGCACGGGGGCGAUGCUGCUUGGUCAACAUGGUCUUCAUGGUCUCCGGCGCACGGGGGCAAGGCUUCUUGGUCAACAUGGUCUCCAGCGAACGGGAGCAAGGCUUCUUGGUCAACAUGGUCUCCAGCGAACGGGAGCAAGGCUUCUUGGUCAACAUGGUCUCCAGCGAACGGGAGCAAGGCUUCUUGGUCAACAUGGUCUCCAGCGAACGGGGGCAAGGCUUCUUGGUCAACAUGGUCCCCAUGGUCUCUAGCGCACACUACGCUGCAUAUAUGCUCCUGAUACGAUACGCCUGGACCCUGAGGGAAAAUGAUAACACCGCUAAUG